Molecule: messenger RNA, 2766 nt
Organism: Rhineura floridana
Lineage: Eukaryota; Metazoa; Chordata; Lepidosauria; Squamata; Rhineuridae
Product: vomeronasal type-2 receptor 26-like
Exons: 7
Coding region: 1-2766 (921 amino acids)
Biological process (GO): G protein-coupled receptor signaling pathway
Cellular component (GO): membrane
Molecular function (GO): G protein-coupled receptor activity
Source: RefSeq, a predicted model, not a curated record
AUGGUGUUUUUAGUGGUUUUGCUGCAGGCAUUGUUUCCCCACAAAGUAUGCCAGGCGCACGUUGUGAAAUGCAGGAUCCAGGAUCCACCCCAUCCACUUCACACAUAUCAUCAGUCAGGAGAUUUCAUCAUUGGUGGCAUUCUUUCUCAUGGUGGCUUCGUCUCCAGUCCAGGAACAUUCACUGAAGAACCCCCACCUGCAUUGCCUGAAGAGCUUGUGGUGGUGCCUAAGGGUUACCAGCAUAUCUUGGCCUUGGCAUUUGCAGUCAAAGAGAUCAAUGAAAGCCCUCAAAUCUUACUCAAUCACACUUUGGGCUUCCACAUCUAUGACAGCUAUGUCCAUGCAAAGAAGACGUAUCAUGCCACAAUGCUACUUUUAUCCACACUGGAAAAAUUGGUCCCCAACUACAUAUGUGAUUUCCAAAUUAAUCUGACAUCAGUGAUUGGAGGACUAGACUCCCACAUCUCCCUUUAUGUGGCAACUCUCUUGGAUAUCUACAAGAUUCCUCAGCUCAUAUAUGGCACAGCUCCGAUGAUGGAUGAUAAAACUCCAGGACUUUCCUUCUACCAGAUGGCACCCCAAGAAAAUCUACAAUAUGCAGGAAUUCUAUCUUUGCUUCAACAUUUCAGGUGGAUGUGGAUUGGGGUUGUUGUGAUGGAUAAUGACAAUGGAGAAAGAUUUGUGCAAACUAUUGUUCCUCUGUUUUCCACAAAUGGCAUCUGUUUUGCUUUCCUUGAAAGAAUUCCCGACUUUAGUUUUGUCACUGAAAUCAUUGACACUAUAAAAAAGCGGGCAAAAAUGAAUGAUAAAAUAAUGGACAGCAAAGCUAAUGUAGUGGUUGCCAAUGGAGAAUCUUAUUCCAUGGCAUUGUUUAGAUGGCUUCCAUAUCUAUCUGAACGUGAGCACAUGACAAAGAAUGUAAAAGGUAAAGUAUGGAUAGUAACAGCCCAGAUUGAGUUUGCUUCAUUUGUCUAUCAAAGGAACUGGGAUUUAGGAAUAUUCCAUGGUGCUAUAUCCUUAGGAAUUCAUUCAAAGGACCCACCGGGAUUUCAUCAAUAUGUUGACAGCAGAAACCCUUCCAGCACAGAAGACGAUGGUUUUAUCAGGGACUUUUGGCAACAGGCCUUUGAUUGUGCAUUCCCAAAUUCCAUUAUUGGCAAGAUAGAGGGAAAUAUUUGCACUGGUGAAGAAAGGCUGGAGAGUCUUCCUGGGGAUUUUUUUGAAAUGAGCAUGACAGGCCACAGCUACAGCAUCUACAAUGCUGUCUAUGCUGUGGCCCAUGCUUUACAUGCCAUGUCCUCAUCCAGACUCGGACACAGAGAAAAGAUGCAUGACAGAAGACUAAAUCUUCAGAAUCAACUGUUUUGGCAGCUCCACCACUUUCUUAGAAUUAUCUCAUUUAACAACACUGCAGGGGACGAGGUCUCCUUCAACCAGAAUGGGGAGGUAGUAUCAAGCCUGGAAGUUAUCAACUGGAUUUUAUCUUCCAACCAAUCCUUUCAUGGAGUGACAGUUGGAAGGAUAGUUCCACAGGCCCCUCUAGAUCAAGCGUUCACCAUUGACAAAGAUGCAAUAAGAUGGCAUAGUUGGUUUAAUCAGGCACAGCCUCUUUCUGUAUGCAGUGAAAGUUGCCAACCAGGUUCUAGCAAGAAAGUGAAGGAGGGGGAGCCAUUUUGCUGCUACGAUUGCAUCCCAUGUCCAGAGGGGAAGAUUUCAUACCAGGAGGAUAUGAACGACUGUUACAAAUGCUCCGAUGAAGACUACCCAAGUAAGAACCAGGAUGUGUGUAUUCCCAAGGAUAGAAGCUUCUUGUCUUAUGAAGAACCUUUGGGUAUCAGUUUAGCCUUCUUUGCUCUUUCCUUUGCUUUUAUCACAGCUCUGGUACUGGGAACAUUCCUGAAGCACCACAACACACCCAUCAUCAAAGCCAACAAUGAGAAUCUCACCUACACCCUCCUUAUCUCCCUCUUGCUCUGUUUCCUUUGUGCUUUACUCUUCAUCGGCCGACCUGACAAGUUGACAUGUCUCCUACGACAAACUGCUUUUGGUAUCAUCUUCUCAGUGGCUGUAUCUUGCGUGCUGGCAAAAACUGUCACAGUGGUUGUUGCUUUCCUGGCCACUAAACCAGGAUCCAGGAUGAGGAAGUGGGUGGGGAAAGGACUGACCAGCUCAGUUAUCAUUUCCUGCUCCCUUAUUCAAUCAGGAAUCUGUACUGUGUGGCUGGCAACCUGUCCCCCAUUCCCAGAUGUGGACAUGCAUUCAAUGACUGGGCACAUUAUAGUAGAAUGUAACGAGGGCUCUGUGGCUAUGUUUUAUUGUGUCCUUGUUUACAUGGGCUUGCUGGCAAUUAUUAGUUUCGCUGUGGCUUUCCUUGCCAGGAAGUUACCUGACAGUUUCAAUGAAGCCAAGUUCAUCACUUUCAGCAUGUUGGUCUUUUGCAGUGUUUGGUUGUCCUUUGUUCCAACCUACUUGAGCACCAAAGGAAAAUACAUGGUAGCUGUGGAGAUCUUUUCCAUCUUAAUCUCCAGUACUGGAUUGUUGGGUAGCAUCUUUUUCCCCAAAUGUUAUGUUAUUUUGUUCAAGCCUCAUUUGAACAACAGGGAACAUCUAUUAGAGAGGUCCUCUAAGGACCUUAAAGUCAACUAUUCGGGGAUAUGUCUAACCCGCACUGUUGGAAGCCAUAAUCUGAUCAUUCUUAAUGGCCUAAGGCCCUUUGAUAACCCCGGGCAGAAUUUACAUUCAUUUCAAACAGGGGAAGCAGUGUGA